AUGGCUCCCACAACACACUUUCGCGCCUGCCUGGGCAACGGUGAUGUGCGCAACGUCGAGCUCGACCCGCAGCUCGAGCGGCGAGACGAGGGCGGCCGGCAGCGCGGGCUGCCCUGCUUCGGCGCGCCUCGCCAAGCGGCGGACGCCGACGACUACGCACUGCUCGGCUUGCGCGCCGAGCCGCCCCCGACCUCCGCCGCCGUCGGCGCCGCCUUCCGUGCGCUGGCGAUGGCGUCGCACCCCGACCAGCUGCCUGGGCUGAGCGAGAGGGAGCGCGCGGACGUGACGAGGCGCUUCCGCAGGCUGCUGGACGCGCACGGGCGGCUGCGGCGCAAGCACCGCGCUGACGAGCAAUGA
Messenger RNA from Emiliania huxleyi CCMP1516, 357 nucleotides. RefSeq lists its product as hypothetical. The record is from RefSeq and is a predicted model, not a curated record. Bases 1 to 357 code for a protein of 118 amino acids. Lineage: Eukaryota; Haptophyta; Isochrysidales; Noelaerhabdaceae. The transcript is spliced from 2 exons.